Messenger RNA from Paramecium sonneborni, 2054 nucleotides. Lineage: Eukaryota; Ciliophora; Oligohymenophorea; Peniculida; Parameciidae. The record is from the annotation of a GenBank genome assembly.
AUGCUAAAGUUCAUUAAAUUAUUCUUACCGCUACUUAUAAACUCUUCAUUUACAAUCUUGUGCAUCAUAUAUUUAUAACUAAAAGGUUAAUAAUCGUACUUUUUACUAUUUGAAGUAACUUUUUUAAUCUUAGCAGUAAUAUUAAAUAUUAUAGCUCAAUUUUAAACAAAAUAACAAUUGAUAAGUAACUUUUCAUACUCAUUUUCUUAGAAACAGAUCAUUCCCCUCCACUCUUUAUUAUUUUAUUAUUGGUUUAGUUUUGUAGUUUAUUAUACUUAGAUUACUAAUGGUUAUCAGAAAAUUUAUUAAGUUUACUAAUUGGUGGGAUGCUAAAUUUAUAAAAGUUAAAACUAAACAAUUAAUAGGAUUAUAUCCAAAUUAAGAAGAUAAAAGCACUUUUGUAAUUUGCUUCCUUAUUAUUUAUAAUUGCUCUUGUUAUCAUAACAAAGUAAUAAGGAAAGUAAGAUAUUAUACUAUUAUUAUUAACAUCUAUUUGUUUUAUUAUUUUUUUAGCUGCUUAAUUAUAACCAAAAAAAGAAAAUCAUAAACAAACACAACAAAUGAUUUCUCUAACUUAAAAUUCAACUAUUUAAUAAAUAAAUUCAAAUAUCUUUUCGGAUAAAUUCUUUGAAAAGAAAAUUUUACUUUUAUCUUUAAGCAAUAAUGAAAUUAUUGUAGAAAAAAUCAGUGUGUAUUUUGAUAAAUAUUUAAAAGAAAAAAAUCUAAAAAUUGAUGAUUUCUUAAAAAAUACUUAAAUUUUUUAAAUCUCUUUUCAAAAUGAAAACAUCUUAUUCAAUUAAAUGAUUAAAAUUAAAUGUUCACUUUAUUAAUAAAUUAAAGAAAUCUUAAAUAAUGAAAAAUUAAAAACUUUAUCCAAAAAUUGGAAAUUAUAAAACUAAUUUUAAGAAGAUUAAUAAUCUAAAUUAAUAUCUCCUAAUGAAUCAAGAUCUUAAUUAUCUAUUAUAUUUUAACAAGAUUCUCACUCUUUUAAACAAUCUACUAUUGAUCUUGGCAAUAAUACAAUUGAUAAAGUAAAAUUUUAAUUAUAUUUAGACUUCCAUUUAAAAUGAAUACAUUUCUAGAUCAGUCAAAGAUUUACAUUUACAUUUUAAUGAUAAAUUUUAAUAAUCUUAAACUUCUUCAAUAACAAAAUCAUUUGGCAUAUUAAAUUCAGAUUAAUAAAAUUACAAAAAUAUUUCCUUUACACUUUAAAAUUCAUCACUAAUUUUUGAAUUUGAAGAAGAAUCUAUAGAUUAAUUAAAAUAAAAAUUAAAUGAUAUUCAAAAUUAAUAUAUGCUUGCAGUCUCAAAAAAUUUAUAUUAAAGAAUUUCAUUAAUGAUGCAAAAUUUAAAAGUUUUAAUUAAUUAAUUAAUAACUACUAAUUUAGAUUAAAAAUUAUUAUAAUAAAUCUAAUCAUAAAUAUUUGUGAUUAAUUUAAGUAAUAGUAAUUGCUUAUAUUUUUUAACUGAUGAUUUUUAAUAAAAAAAACAAUGUCAAAUAAAUUUAAAUGACUUUCUAAAUUAAAUUAAAUCUAAAUUGACCUCAGCUUUUCUUCUAAUCGACUAAAAUAUUAGUAUAAGUAUCAAUGAUGAACUUUUAAUAAAUAAAACUAUAUUUACAUAUCCAUAAUAUCUUCGAUUAAUAAUUGUAAAUCUCUUACAUAAUUCAAUUAAGAAAUGUAUUAAAACUAGUAAAUCUCAUGAAAUAAUAAUUAAUUUGAAAUAAAUAAAUAAUGAAGAAAUUUAAUUUGAAAUGAUUGAUGAUGGAGGGGGAUUUUCUGAAAAAUUAGAUUAUUCAAGUAUUUUUAAUUAUUAUUUAGAGGAGUAUUAUAAGGAAAGUUGGGAAUCUUUGUAGUUUAAAAACUAUUAGUACAAAUAUCUUAAAAUCCAAUAUUAUUCUAUAAAACAGUGGGUGAUGAAACAAAAAAAGGAAAUUCAGUAACUUUUUAAAUAUCUAGGUAAAUAAAUAAAUUUAUAAAUAAUAAAAACUAUUUCUCUUAAAAUAUCAUAGAAUAAAACAUUCAUAAUGUAGCUUAAAUAUAAUAAUUAUUAUGA